Molecule: messenger RNA, 4401 nt
Organism: Chroicocephalus ridibundus (black-headed gull)
Lineage: Eukaryota; Metazoa; Chordata; Aves; Charadriiformes; Laridae
Gene: BIRC7
Product: baculoviral IAP repeat containing 7
Exons: 7
Coding region: 268-1284 (338 amino acids)
Biological process (GO): negative regulation of apoptotic process; positive regulation of protein ubiquitination; regulation of cell cycle
Cellular component (GO): cytoplasm; nucleus
Molecular function (GO): cysteine-type endopeptidase inhibitor activity involved in apoptotic process; ubiquitin protein ligase activity
Source: RefSeq, a predicted model, not a curated record
GGCUGAGGGCAUGGGCGGCCCCGGGCGGCCCUUCGCGCUUCCCCGGCCCCUCCAGUCGGCCUUUGCCGUGCUAUGCACGAGCUUCCUGCUCCCCCGGCUCGGCCGUGCAGUCCCAGCCACCGCCCGAGGCGCUGAGGGACGCCGGUCUCCCCUCACACCGGGCCGCAGGCGGCGCGGAUCCGGCCCUUGGGCCUGCGGCUGGGAUCCUCUGGCAGAGGGCCACCACCAGCCUGACUGCUAGCAGCAGUUUUUUAUCAGAACGAGAACAUGGGGGACGUGACACCAGCAGAGGAGACUGAGCUCAGGGCUGCUUGCUGCCAGCUGUUUGAAUCCAGCAUGAGGAAUGAAGCAAGAAGACUGAGGACUUUUCAGCAAUGGCCAAGCACCUCACCUGUGUCUGCCCGAGAUUUGGUCAAGGCUGGCUUUUUCUUUGUGGGUCCAAGAGAUGAAGUACAGUGUUUCUGCUGCGGUGGUGUCCUGAAGGACUGGGGACCUGGUGAUUGCCCAGUACUAGAGCACUUGAAGUUCUUCCCUUCCUGUAAAUUCAUUGGUGGUGAGGAUGUUGGGAACCAAGAGAUGCUUCCUCUUCAGGAAAUCUUUGACACUGUGGAUGGGCAGUUCCUCAGUCUUUUGCAGGGGAUAGACAGUGAAGACACAGCCCUGCCCAACGAACCAGAAUACCCAGAGAUGGUAACAGAGGAGAUGAGACUAUCUACUUUUCGAAACUGGCCACGAUAUACUGACAUGCGUCCUGAGCAACUGGCUAGAGCUGGAUUCUUUUACACAGGGCAAGAUGAUGUAGUGAGGUGUUUUUACUGUGAUGGAGGUGUGAGAAACUGGUCGUUCAGUGAUGAUCCUUGGAGGGAACAUGCCAAAUGGUAUCCAGGGUGUGAAUUUUUAUUGCGGUCAAGGGGAAGAGAAUUCAUUAGCAGUGUUCAGGAGUCCUUUUCUAGCACCCUGCUAUCUCCGAGAGAUUCCUGGGAUCAGACUGAACAAGAUUCUUCUGCUUCCCAAGAUGCUGUUCAGAGAGAGACUGAAACAUCAAGAGAAGAAAUGCAAUCGGUGCAACAAAAGGAAUCAGAUGAGUCUCGGAUGAGCACAGAAGAACAGCUCCGACGCCUGCAAGAGGAAAGGAUGUGCAAAGUGUGCAUGGACAGAGAUGUGUCUGUUGUGUUUGUUCCUUGUGGCCACCUGGUAGCUUGUGGAGAAUGUGCCCUCAAUUUGAGAUUGUGUCCUGUUUGCAGAGCAGUUAUCCAGGGAAGUGUGAGGACUUUCAUGUCCUGAACCUUGAUGUGCCCAAGGGGAAAAAUAAGUUUAUACAACUCACUCAUAGCGCAGCUGAGGAAGAAAAUAAGUAAAUAGUUUGAUGCUGGAGCAAUCUUAUUUGCAGAGUAGUUUGGCAUAAGCAUAAAAACUUACUAAGUGUGCCUCCUGUGCACAGUGUUUCUAGUAAGAGUUGCUGGUUUGCUGUACUCUUGCUGAUCUUGCUGUAGGACUGCUCCAGAAAAACUCUGCUGGUUUCUUUUGUCCUCCAAAAAGAAGUUCUGUUGACAGAGAUUGUCCUUCUCCAAAUUCUUGCAUUCUCAAAUGAAUCCCUCCUUUGUGUUGAAAUCAAAGGCUGUUUUCAGUAGACUGUUCCCGAUUCUCUUUCACUCAUUUAGUGGUUGUUUAGAGACUAUUCUGCUAGGGUUGAUGGCUUUCUUCAGUAAGUCUGAAUCAAAAUGGGAGUAUUAUUAUAUAAAAUGCAUUCCGUUGAGACUAGAAUACUCAGCAGCAAUGUAUUGUGGGGGAGGGAGAGUCUAACUUUUUCUUCUGAUCUCUUUGCUGUCUUCCCCUCCACCCCAGUUGAAUUUUUAACAAUUGACAAAAUGUUUCAGUAAUACUCUAAUACGCAUAACUAAGUGAAAAGCCUGGCCUGUAGUAGACCCUCCAAGCUCUUUACUUUCAGCUGACCUCCCCAGACAGAAAGGGAAAGGCUCUUUUGAUAGUCAGGGUCACUAGAUGAUCUCCUGGAAGUUUCUUAUGGAGCCUCUUCCCUGGCUGUUUGGUACUAUUCUAUUAGAACAUAAUUAUGGAAACUUACCUCUUCAGGACUUCUGUUUUCUGGCUGAACUGAUGAUUCUUAUUUUAAACGGAACAUUCUGUCAUAUAGCCAAAAAGACAAAAGUUUUGUCCAUACUAUAGCUUGUUAACUGCAGGGGAAAGGAAGUAUGUUUUUUAAACUAACUGUUUUUAUCAUGGAAUAAAAGGUUUUUCUUUAUCUUACAGAGGCCUGAGUAUCUGAUUCUAGUAGAAUGCCCUACUGGGGGAGGUGGUGUCCUAAAAUGUUAGUGGCAUCAGGUUGUAGAUCACUUGAAUGUCUGUCCUUCAGUACUACAUGGACAUGAGUGAGAGAUGCAACUGUUCUUACCAUCCAUUAGCUUCCUUUGGAAGUCACAAGACAGCACAUGGGCCCUCCAGACUCCGUUAGCUGCAAAAGAAGGGGUAAGGAUGCAGGAGGGUAAGGACCUGAUACAUGAAGCUGUGUAAGCGGGGUAUAAUUCUGCAGCUGAACUCCAUGCAGAGUUUUGGUACGUGGCUCUUAAACACACCUGUGGAGACUGGAAUACUGACUCUGGACUUGCUUCUGUUUGGUUCCAGCCCUGGAUACUAAACAGGGUUACAGGCUUUUCUCUGAGUAACUUUGUGAUGUCAGUUAUCCCGUCACCAUGUGGGAGGGCAGAUUUCUUCAUCCUUGCUUCAGAAGAAGGUAAUAUUAACGCAGCUCUUGAGAAAGAUGAGAGAAAUUACUAGUUGAACAGUUUAAACUCUCCAGCUCUUGGAGGAAUUCUUGGGUCUUUUUAAGACAGCAGCUUUCGUAGGGAACAGAAUUGCACCACCAUGCCAAACUAGGUGUUGUGUCUGGGUUCAAGCUAUCGUUGGCUUUAUUUUGCUUGUGUAAAUAACAGCAAAAGCGUACUGUUUCAGUAGAUUUGCUAAUCUGAGAAGGGGAAACAAAAGCCAGUUCAGUGUUGGAAUAGUGUUAUUUCCUCCUAAACUUCGGCUCUGUGUGGCUGUGUUGCUAGCCUGAGCAGCAACAGGGCUACAAGGCAGUAAACGUAACAGCUAUUUCUGGGGCUUCUUUUAUUUAACGCUUUGAAAAUUGUGGCUUUUCCACAUCUGGCCAUUUUCUAUGGGAGAAUGUCCCUUCAGAAACAAGUACAUGUUGUUGGGUUUUGUUUUUUUUUUUUUUGACUAGCAGGAUCUCAAGUGAUGCCUAGCCCCAACAGAGGGCACUCCUAACCUGGCGAUAAGGGAAACCACUCGAGCAAAGCCUUCAGCUGCUCCUUACUCUCACAGCAUGCUGGAGAUGCAAAGGACUGGGAGUCCCUGCCCUAACAGAACAGGCCAUUGUGUGACCUUGCAGUACUUAAGAGUAGGUCUAGCAGAAGCAGACCAGGUGGAAGGGUUGUCAGAGUAUGAAUGGUUCUGCUAAUAAAAACUAGAGGAGUUAAUUAAGCGUGGAAUAUGAUCCUUGGUACCUUGUCUGUCUGUCUGUCUUCUCAGGCUGAUUUUGAGGAUUUAUGUCAGUCAUUGAUGCUAAAUAUUAUUUAUUUAAUUGAUCUUUACCAUUGUGUGUUAAAGUCAAGAGGCAUGCUGUUAAGUGCAUAGUUUGAUUAGUCUAAUCUUUAGAGUACUUGGCAAGUGUUUUUGCCAAGUUCUAUUAGUAAAUGUGGCUUGGUCAGUUUGAGAAGUAUAGCGUUAAAAACAUGAAGACCUCAAAAUAAUUCAGAAAGUUCCUUCUGACUUCAUACUACCAUCUAGAAGAAUUCCUUCUGAAACUACUAGUGAAAUGGUUCAGCUGUUCAAAGCUGAAACUGUCCUUUCUCUACCAUCUGUGCUGAGUUUUGGUUGUUCUCAAUCAAGGCCAAUAAAGAAUGCUGGUAUCUCAUGGACAACAUUUCUCUCUGAGGAAAAAAAAUCGUAUUAACCCAAGAAGUGUAAAGGCAGUGUUUUCUGAUGAGGAAAGGGAAGAUUAAUUUCAAAAGCCCCAAAUAAAUGAAAUCUUUCAUGGAACAAUCUAAUUGCCUAGAGGAUACAUAUUCUUCCAUUCCUUGGUUUUUUUUUUUUUUUCUCCUCCUGCCCCUCCAGGGAACAUCAUGUGAGCAAGUAGGAAUGAGUGUAAUACAGAAAUGAACUGAAUCAAAGAGGAGGUGGAGAAAGUGCUGAGUGAUAGUGUAUGCACACUGCUACGCAUGCUUUCUAAACGGUGUAGCUUGUGUGCCGCUAUGAUAUUUUUUUAACUUGUAGUGGCACAGUACUGACUAAUAUGGGAGUUAUUUAUGUUUUGUCGGGCAGAGCUGUUUUAAAGAGGGUUGAGCUUUUUCUUCCUCAAGUGAUGAAACUAGUAUCAACCAGCAA